AUGACGAAGACAGGAUUCACGAAAACGACGUUGACGAAAACGUUAAUCACAGGAAAGGCCGGAUGGCCCACGAUCGCCAUAACCCUCGGCAUCUGCGCCCUGUUCCUUGGCACCCUUCUCCUUCUGGCCGUGCGGCGCUCCUUCAGACCUCCCAGGCUGUGCCGCGCCGAAGAUUGUCAACGCCACGCGACGCUUCUCACCGAUCACCUGAACACAACGCUCGACCCGUGCGACGACUUUAGGGCUUUCGUCUGUUCCGCGUGGCAGAUGUCGAGAAAGAACAGAGAGCAAUCCAAGUCGGUGAUCAAUGACCUCAGAUUCACUUGGUUCGACCGUUUCGAGGACACCCUGACCAUGGGCGCGCUGAAGUUCUCCGCCGGGAGAAAGCCGCUCGCCAUGUACCGCAUGUGCACGCGCUAUUUCCCUUCCAACGGUUCGCAGGUUGAGCUUAUACGCAACUUCUUCGAUCGCUUCGGGUUUCGCUGGCCGCAGACGCCCGAGGAAAUAAUGCCCCCACUCGUCUUGCUCGUCAUGCUAAGCUACCAGUGGCAAUCGCCGUGCUGGAUAACCGUCCAUCUUCUGGAACCUUCCGCCACUGGCAGGCAGCGGGUGCUGGUCACUCCGGGCAUCUACGUUCCCACGCUUCGCAAUCAACAUCGAAGCGUCGAAGCGGCGUACGAUCGUUACUGGCAGCUGUACCUAGAGCUCUUCUACCCUGACCCCAGAACACGACCUACAUCGAGUGAGGAAGCCAUCCGAGAGAUUCGUGACAUGGAAGGUGACGUGCUCGACAGCUUACACGCCGCGGCAGAGUCUCAGCGAAAGAGGCCCGCGAAGUUUACCUUCGACGAAAUCGACACCCACGUCCCGAAUGCGUCUGGCGCCAUCUGGGUCAACGCGUUCCAGGCGGGCAUGUCACUGCACCCGAGUCUGACCGUCGACGACGAGAUCGUCACCACCGACGUAGCCUUCCUGAGCGUGGUCACCGAGCUCCUGGUCAAGUACGACACGCUCAUGUUGAAUAGGCACCUGGUGUGGUUGAUUAUGCAGUACUACGCGCCCAUGACGGACUACGCUUUCCUGGUGGGCUAUUAUGGGAGCAACGACAAAGCAGCAGCGUACAUGCCGGUGUUCUGUGCGCACCACGUGGAAGCCACGUACAAGGUCCUCGUGCUCGCCCUCGGCGUCGUCACCCGGUUGCCGGUACACGACCGAAGAGUCAUCAACGCCGGCUUCCAGAGUCUCGUCUCUGCCGCUUUCGCGAAGAUUCGAGACUCCAUCUGGAUAGACGAAAAGGACAAGAUGCGGAUGAUCACCAAGUUUGCCGCCAUAAAGAUGGACUUCUUGCCACCGGAUACGAUACUUGACGACAUCGUGCUGGAAAGCCUUUACGCCGGCUUUCCGGAGGAAGAGCCGUCCUUAGCCCAUUACUGGUUUAAAUCAGUGGCGGCCACGCAGGAAAUGAACAGGAUUCCAGAAUACAACAAGGCGAUGCUGCUGCCGCGUAACGACAUCCCGAACUACGCUGGCUAUGGCUACUUCUCAAAUACCGUUCAGCUGGCGAUAGGCGCUGCCGCAGCACCCGCGUACUACGGCAACGGUACCAAGGGCAUGCUGUAUGGUGGCCUUCUCUUCCUGCUGGCCAUGCAGAUGGUAAGGGCGAUCGAUGACGAGGGCAUCAGGUGGCCCUCGAAUAAAACCGCACUGAAGGACACCAUGCUGUCCAACGCUUCUCUACAAGCGUUCCGCCAAAGGGCCGCAUGUCGGUACGGCGCCGGAAAUGAAAGUGCGUUUCCCGAGGUGCCAGCCCUCGAGAUUGCCUAUUCCGCCCUCGUGGAAUCUCACAUUGCGGACAAAACCGAGCCAUUGGCACUCGGCGAGCAGCUGCCGGAAGACAAGGUCUUUUUCAUGACGCUUUGCUACAUGACGUGCGACAUCACGACCAUCAGGAGCGACAUUGCGGCGGACUGCAAUAAGGCAGUUCGGAAUUUCGACGCUUUCGCCCGUGUUUACAGCUGUCCGAAAGGAAGCAGGAUGAACCCAGAGAACAAGUGUUCGUUUUUUGCGUAA
Dermacentor andersoni is the source of this 2070-nucleotide messenger RNA. NCBI's taxonomy places the organism in Eukaryota, Metazoa, Arthropoda, Arachnida, Ixodida, Ixodidae. The record is from RefSeq and is a predicted model, not a curated record.